UAUAAUAUUUACACAUGAAUUCAUAAUAAGGAGGGGUUAACAUCGUUGUGCCUUAUUCAUAAGUUUCGCCCGCCGUCGCCGUCACCGCCACGCCAUCACCGCCGUAUCCGUCACUGUAUCGUCGAGCCGUUUUGCUGCAACGCUUAGUAUCAGGUAUGGGAGCUGACGAGGUUACAGUGGAGCAGACUCCUUCUGGAACAACGUCUGAAUCUAUUGAAGCCUUGCUUGAGGCUGCCAGAUAUGAUGAUUUGGAUGAUGUCAUGAGCUUUGCAUCUUCUGGUGUUUCUCUUGAUUCAAAGGAUUCCGAGGGACGAACAGCACUUCAUAUGGCUUCAGCAAAUGGGCAUUGUGGCAUUGUAGAGUAUCUUAUUCGUAAUGGAGCAGAUGUUAAUGCUUCCAAUGUGGAGAAAAAUACACCUCUUCAUUGGGCUUGUCUAAAUGGACAUAUCGAGGUAGUGAAGACCUUAAUCCUUGCUGGUGCAACUGUCUCAGCGUUAAAUAGCCAUGAGAGGACUCCAAUCGACGAGGUCGUGUGUAGGGGUAAAAUGAACGUCAUCGAUGCGAUCAACGAGGCGGUAGCACAACUUGAACUCACUGGUACAACGGUAUCAUAAGAAGUCGAAAUUUUACUUGUACAUUUUUCAUGUGAGGAUGCAAAAAUCUUGCUGGUGGUCAUUAUGUACAAUGUUUUCUAACAACUUAAAUAGCCUCUCUUUCAAGUAUUAUGUAAGGUUUGAACUUCUACUGCUCUCUCAUAUCAUAUCUGGUGACUAAGUUGACAAUGGCAAAUGAUCCAUACUCCAUUAUGUUAGUGUCAAUUUCCUUGACCAAUUUAUCAAGUCAGUUCUACAAGGACAGCUUUUCUUU
This is a messenger RNA of Solanum pennellii, 867 nucleotides long. Its product is annotated as ankyrin repeat domain-containing protein 54. NCBI's taxonomy places the organism in Eukaryota, Viridiplantae, Streptophyta, Magnoliopsida, Solanales, Solanaceae. Gene Ontology annotation, molecular function: protein binding. The record is from RefSeq and is a predicted model, not a curated record. The coding region runs from base 156 to 614 and encodes 152 amino acids. The transcript is spliced from 7 exons.